Molecule: messenger RNA, 1045 nt
Organism: Panonychus citri (citrus red mite)
Lineage: Eukaryota; Metazoa; Arthropoda; Arachnida; Trombidiformes; Tetranychidae
Product: kielin/chordin-like protein
Source: RefSeq, a predicted model, not a curated record
AUGACUUUUAAUCAUCUUAAUAAUUUUCCAUCAUUCCAAUCGAGUAAAUUGUCGACCACCAAAAAGUCAUCAAAAUCAAUCAGUGGUCGAUCUGGUGGAAGUUUUGAAAAUUGUUAUUAAGGAAUUGUUCAUCAACAUGGUUCUAAUUUAACUCGAUCAGAUGAUCCGUGUGAAAGGUGCUUCUGCUACAAAGGAACAAUUCUCUGUUGGAAUAUCAAUUGUCCACAAUCAUUGGAUCGAAAAGGAUGUAAAGAGAUCAAAGUUAAAGAUCUUUGCUGUCCAAUAUUAGAAUGCCCCUUAGAAGGGAAAGAUGCCGUUUUCAAGGAUAUUACUGGACGUCAACCACGAACUACACCAGACGAAACUUCCGAACCCUCGAUUACACCUAAAGAGAUCACCUGUAAAUAUGGACGAGAAAAAUACAAACCUGGCCAGAGAGUGACCAUUAACCCAUUGAAACCAUGUCAACGGUGUAUGUGUAGUAAUGAAGGUAAAGUUAAAUGUGAACUUGCAUCUACAUGUAAAGAUGAAAGUCUAAUCAAAGAAUUGAAAAAACAAUCAAAUCUAAUUAGCAAAGAUUCUGAUCAUAAAAAGGAAUCAGAAAAUGUUUCAAGUUUCAGCACCCGAACGAUUCCCGAUGCAAUAUUGAAAAGAGUACAAAAUUUACUUCACAAAGUUUCAACUCACAAUUUAACUUCAAUUAAUCCAAACGAUUUAAACUAAAAUCUAAAUCAAUGAUCAUCAAACAAUCACUUUAAUAUAAUUUACCAACAAAUUAAUCACAAACCUCAUUUACUCAAUCAAACUAUCAACACUAUUGUAUAUUUAUAAUCAUUUUAUUGGAAAACUUUUCUUCACAAUCUAAAUUACUGUUACAAUUUUUUGACAUCAACGUUAAUUGUUUGAUAGUAAUAGAUUGACACAAUCAGAUUGAUUGAACUUCAUCUCAUCUAAUUAAUAAUAAAGGUUGAAAAUGACACAAUCCAUUAUAUUGAAAGUUCUAAUUCGGCUAAUUAAAUGUCAACUUUAAAUUGGUGAUCAUUAA